This is a messenger RNA of Marasmius oreades (fairy-ring Marasmius), 1519 nucleotides long. RefSeq lists its product as uncharacterized. NCBI's taxonomy places the organism in Eukaryota, Fungi, Basidiomycota, Agaricomycetes, Agaricales, Marasmiaceae. Gene Ontology annotation, biological process: protein phosphorylation. The coding region runs from base 35 to 1276 and encodes 413 amino acids. The record is from RefSeq and is a predicted model, not a curated record. The transcript is spliced from 3 exons. Gene Ontology annotation, molecular function: protein kinase activity; ATP binding.
CCGCCCUGCACUUUCUUCUCACUCACAACCCCCCAUGAACAGCUCAACGGAGCCACAUACUCUCGUGAUUCUUUUAUUCAGAUUGAAACUUAUCAAAGUGCACAUUCCUCAUUGGUGCUUCGUGAAAGACCUACUAGAAGAUGUUUUAUACUCUGGCAAAUACGAUAUCCCGGCCAAAGUCAAGACCAUUAUGCGUCCAUAUAAACCUCGGAAUCUACGAUAUUUUACAACCAAGGAACCUUUUCUCAUUCGAGACCUGAAUGAAGUUCCCCAGAAAGAGGAACUAGACGACAAACUUUUAUUCCUGUGGUCUCGCCACGCAGCGACGAUAGACUGUGCCGGCAAGUAUCUCCCCUCGGACGGGUCAUGUCUCAACCUAGUUGUAGAAGAGCCUCUUCCAAUCGGGGAGCUGUCUAGAGAAGGGGAUGAACGGUUUAGAUCUCGAGAGGUUGUUCUUUACUUGAACGAACACGAGAUCGAACUCGAGCCGUGUGGAUAUUCGGCACGUGUCGCUCCUGGACAUAUGGGACAAAAGAUCAACCGAGUGUGGUGUAAACUCAUCGGAAAAGGCGAACUGGAAACAUUUGAAAGACUCGAGAAACUUGAUCCAUCUGCUCAUCAUAUCGUAUCCCUCCUUUUACCACCCCAUCACCUCCCGGCGACAGAUCAACAUCUUAUCACAAUGCCCGACUGUGGUGAUGACUUGAACGUUAUCAUGAAACAACGACUGUCUGGGACCAGAAUACCGAUCAUCGCUCGUCAACUUUGCGAAGCCAUCGAAUUUUUACACUCUCAUAACCUCUACCACCUCGAUAUUAAGCCACAAAAUUUAGCUAUCGACGACUUCACUUCGGAUCUAACAGUGAUUGACCUCGGCUGGGUUAUGUAUGGAGUGCCACCUUGUGCCGUUGAAGGAGCGACAGGUACCUAUGGGUUCGUUGCGCCAGAGGUACGGCGUUGGUUUGAUUGGGAGGAAACGGAAGAUUCAGAAGGAGACGCGCCUCCGUUUUACAAUCCACAGAAAGCUGACGCUUGGGCGAUAGGGAACGUGAUAAGGAUUUUAUUGGAUAAGGAUGUGCCUGUUGCUGGUUGCUUCAUGCUCGAAUCGUUCAGUGAGUGGAUGAUGGAGGAAAGGCCUUCGAUGACCGCUGCCCUAGACAAACUUGACUAUUUCUUUCCUCCCUCGACGCCAGAGGCUCACAGUAGAAGCAGCUCAGCUUCUUUAGACAGUAUCGACACUUCUUUUCCCUCGUUAUCGGUCGUCGAGGCAUUUUGAUUUAUCACUAUUUAGUUUCGUACUCGCUGUAUCGACGCAUUGUUUUCCUUGCAUCGCAAACUGUUAUCUUCCUCUCAAUUCCUCCCAUCCAGCAAUCACAUCCCUGCAUUGUAUCAUAUUUACUAGCUUACAAUCCUAUUAUCUUUUUUGUAGUUAUACUAGCUAGGCAUGUACUUGUCGAAUCCAAACCACACGUCGCUCCGACUGGUUCGACGGUCCGUAGGAUCAGGUUGACCUGCCCUA